Messenger RNA from Pieris macdunnoughi, 486 nucleotides. The record is from the annotation of a GenBank genome assembly. NCBI's taxonomy places the organism in Eukaryota, Metazoa, Arthropoda, Insecta, Lepidoptera, Pieridae.
AUGGUGCUUCUCGGGUUCAUGCUGAACUACGCACUGCGCGUGAACCUCACAAUUGCCAUAGUGGAGAUGAUAUUCGACGAGAAGGACGCACAGGUGGUGGCCAACCUCACCGAAUCACUUAACGUUACAGAGCACCCAGAACAUAUAACACAGACCCGCUAUCAUUGGGAUACAAAGCAGAAGAAUCAUCUGCUUGGCUGCUUCUUCUGGGGUUAUGUUCUCACAGAGGUUCCAGGUGGUCGACUUGCAGAGGUUAUAGGAGCAAGACGAGUCUUCGGCUACAGCACUCUUCUUGCCAGCAUCCUCACCCUUCUCUCCCCUGGUGCUGCCGCGCUUGGCUUCGGCUGGAUAGUGGCGUUGCGAGUAGUUCUCGGCUUCCUCUUGGGAGCAACAUGGCCUGCCAUUCUUCCCAUGGCAUCCAAAUGGAUACCUCCAAUGGACAGAUCGAAGUUCAUGUCAAACAUGAUGGGUAAGUUAUAUAUCUAG